This is a messenger RNA of Cololabis saira (Pacific saury), 7056 nucleotides long. It is a transcript of the gene vwa8, whose product is annotated as von Willebrand factor A domain containing 8. The record is from RefSeq and is a predicted model, not a curated record. Gene Ontology annotation, cellular component: cytoplasm. Gene Ontology annotation, molecular function: ATP hydrolysis activity; ATP binding. The transcript is spliced from 45 exons. Lineage: Eukaryota; Metazoa; Chordata; Actinopteri; Beloniformes; Belonidae. The coding region runs from base 155 to 5872 and encodes 1905 amino acids.
AUGUCCUUUCGUUAUUUUCGUCCGUCCCUGGUGUGAUGAGUUACCGGGUGAAGUGGGACUAAAGCCUCGCUGUUUCAGCCACAGCUCGACCCCGGCCCGGCCUGCGUGUUUCCCCCCGGAGUGACCGACACACAGCGGUGCCAGCGGCGGCGGGAUGCGCGCGCAGCUGCUGCAGGGCAGCCCGGCGGCCGCCGUGGCCGCCCGGAGGAUGCGCAGCCUGCUGGGCUGCGUGCUGGGCAGGGACGGCUGGAUGUGGAGGAGUCACGAGGUCAGGAUGGUGUCCACGGCCACAGGUGACACUGUGACAAUCGGGGAGAUAUCCUACAAACUCAAAACGCCUCAGAAUCCAGAACUGGUUCCUGUCAAACACAUUUCAGACUCGCUACCGCAGACUGUUGCUCAGCACCUCCGAUGGAUCAUGCAGAAAGACCUUUUGGGCCAAGACGUGUUCCUCAUCGGACCCCCGGGACCCCUGAGGCGAUCAAUAGCCAUGCAGUACCUUGAGUUGACAAAACGGGAGGUGGAGUACGUUGCUCUGUCCAGGGACACCACAGAGACGGACCUGAAGCAGAGGAGGGAGAUCCGGUCGGGGACGGCCUUCUACAUAGACCAGUGUGCUGUUAGGGCAGCCACACAAGGUCGAGUCCUGGUUCUGGAAGGAUUGGAGAAAGCGGAGCGCAAUGUUUUACCUGUCCUCAACAACCUGCUGGAGAACAGAGAGAUGCAGCUGGAGGACGGACGCUUCCUGAUGUCCGCCGAGCGUUACGACAAGCUGCUGCAGGAUCACACCAAAGAGGAGCUGGACAGCUGGAAGAUUGUCCGCGUGAGCGAAGACUUUCGGGUCAUUGCUCUUGGUCUUCCUGUUCCCAAAUACAAGGGCAACCCGUUGGAUCCUCCUCUUCGUUCUCGUUUCCAGGCCAGAGACAUUUAUUACCUACCAUUCAAGGACCAGCUGGAACGGUUGUACACAGCCGGCCCCAGUGUACCUGCAGAAAGGGUUUCCCAGCUGCUUUCAUUCGCCACAACAAUGUGCUCCCAGGAAUCCUCCAAUCUCGGCCUUCCGGACUUCCCCGUGGACAACCUGCUUCCUGCCCUCCAAGUUCUGAACACUUUCCCCAUGCUGUCCUCCCAGCAGCUAAUCCAGAGACUUUACCCCUACAAGGAUAUCUUGAGCAAGGAUGGACACAAAGCUGUGGAGGGGGUGCUGGGUCGGUUUGAGCUUGCGGAUGCUCUCCGUCAGGCAGCACCCCUUGGUGUUUUGAGCGUAUCCAAGACAACGGAUGUUGAAGGCAGUGCAGAUGUCACUGUACGUGUUGCAGACAAGGACAUCACCUUUCAGGUUCCAUCAGGAACGAAAGAGUUGCGCCCGCCAAACAGCAGCCCCACCUUCAUCAACACCCCUAGCCAUUCCCAGCUGCUGGCCGAGAUGAUGCAGUCCCACGUGGUGAAGGACCUGUGUCUGAUAGGUGCCAAGGGUUGUGGCAAGUCGGUGAUUGCCAAAGAAUUUGCUGAGAUGCUGGGUUACAACAUUGAGCCUGUCAUGCUCUACCAGGAUAUGACAGCCAGGGACCUCCUGCAGCAGAGGUACACUCUCCCCAACGGAGACACGGCGUGGAGGCCGUCGCCUCUAGUCACAGCUGCCAUUGAGGGCAAGCUGCUGCUUCUUGACGGGAUACACAGGGUUAACCUAGGAACCCUGGCUGUCCUCUCCAGGUUGCUUCACGACCGGGAGUUGGAUCUGUAUGAUGGGACCAAGCUGCUGAGGUGGGACAGAUACCAGACACUCAAGGAGCAGCUGCAGCUGAGUGACCAGCAGCUGCAAGAGAGGUCAGUCUUCCCCGUCCACCCUUCGUUCCGAGUGCUGGCCCUGGCGGAGCCGCCCGUGGUGGGGGCCAGUCCGGCCAGCAGCAGCAGCAGCAGCAGAGGACAGCAGUGGUUGGGCCCAGAGCUGCUCACCAUGUUCCUGUACCACACCGUCACGCCGCUGGCCAAGGCAGAGGAGAUGGGCCUCAUACAGGGACUGUCUCCAAAUAUUCCAGCAGAGGCAGCAGAGCAGCUGCUGCAGCUCACGCACGCCCUCCGCCAAACAAAUGACCCCACAGCGCAGUCUCUGGCCUCAUCUCUCUCCACCAGGCAGCUCCUGAGGAUCUGUCGCCGCCUCUCCCAGUAUCCUGAGGAGAGCGUCGCCCACGCCGUCCACAAGGCUUGUCUCUCCAGGUUCCUGCCCAGCCUGGCUCGUGCCUCUCUGGAAAAAAGCCUCUCCAACUGCUCCGUGCAGGAAACUCUGGAUCCCGCUGAACACACUCGUGAUCAUCGCUGUGUGGUGGAAGACGGCGUGUUGACCAUCGGCAGCGUGUCGGCUCCCAUCUACAACCCCAACCAGAGGAUGAAGGUUCCUGACGUGCUCUUCUAUGAUAACCCGCAGCACAUGAUGGUGAUGGAGGACAUGCUGAAGGACUUUCUGUUGGGAGAGCACCUUCUCUUGGUGGGCAACCAGGGCGUUGGUAAAAACAAAAUAGUGGACAGGUUUCUGCACCUCCUCAACAGGCCCAGGGAAUACCUGCAGCUCCACAGGGACACGACAGUCCAGACUCUGACCCUGCAGCCCUCUGUGCGAGAUGGCGUCAUUAUCUAUGAGGACUCGCCCCUGGUGAAGGCAGUGAAGCUCGGCCACAUUCUGGUGAUUGAUGAAGCCGACAAAGCUCCCACGAACGUCACCUGCAUCCUCAAAACGCUGGUAGAGAGUGGAGAGAUGAUCCUAGCGGAUGGGCGGAGAAUCAUCUCGGAUCCACGGGAGGCCGAGGGGAGGCCCAACAUCAUCAUUAUGCACCCGGACUUCAGGAUGAUGGUCCUGGCUAAUCGACCUGGUUUUCCAUUCCUGGGAAAUGACUUCUUUGGAGCGCUAGGCGAUAUUUUUAGCUGCCAUGCUGUGGACAAUCCUAAGCCCCAGGCAGAGCUGGCGAUGCUGAAGCAGUAUGGCCCCGAUGUUCCUGACGCUACUCUGCAGAAACUGGUGGCUGCCUUCGGAGAGCUGCGGUCCAUGGCUGACCAGGGCACCAUCACUUACCCCUACUCUACACGGGAGGUGGUCAACAUCGUUAAACACCUGCAGAAAUUUCCCAACGAGGGUCUCGCCAACGUGGUGAGGAAUGUGUUCGACUUCGACUCGUACAACAAGGACAUGAGGGAGGUUCUGAUUGAGGCGCUGCACAAGCACGGGAUUCCCAUCGGAGCCAAGCCCACCUCUGUUCAUCUGGCAAAGGAGUUGCCCCUGCCAGAAGUCAGGAUGACAGGAUACUGGACCAUAAAUCAAGGCGGCAACGCUCGCCGCAAACUCCUCUGUCCUACUGAGACGCACCCCAUAGAGAUCAAGGGUCCUGUAUUUCUGCGUGUCCAGAGCUAUCCCUGCAGCAGACAGGAGAGCAGGGCGCUGAGUUUCACUGAGGAGAAAGCUCACUGGCAGAUCCCCAUGAAUGAAGUUAACAUCAUCUGCGACGUCACCGGCACAGAUGACACGCUCUACGUGGCCACGUGUAACCCGGUGACCCUGUACUCCAUGAAGGAGCGCGGGGAGACCAUUCAGUGCAUGGAGCUCUACGACGUCUUCCCCAGGACCAUCAGCGGCGUGUGGCAGCCUUUUGUUUCCGUCGCUCCGCUCGGGGGCCCUCUGGAUGGGCAGGUGGUUCUGCACGAAGAGCAGAGUAACACGGUGCUCCACUUGGACUUGGUGACUGGCGCCGUGCGGAGGCUCGCGUUGUCUCCAGACAGUGAUCAGACUUCCUCCAGAGCCUCCAACUGGUGGAGCAGCAAAGAACAACAGCAAGGACACAAGAUGUGUCGCGACUUUUCCCACAAGAACUGGCUUCUGUUCUACAAAGAGGACGGGAACCAGCUGGAGGUGCUGGACGUGCUGGAGGGAAGGGUUCACUCCAUUUCCCUCCCCAUCAACCUGAAGUCUGUCUACCUGGUGGCAGAGGACCGAUGGCUGCUGCUGGAGAGCAACACCAACAAGAAGUUCCUACUGACCAAGCCCAUGCACAUGGGAGCGGAGGACUCUGGCGUGUGUCAGCUCCACAGCAUCAACGAGGACGCUGUUAGCUCUGGCCACGGAGCCACUUCAGAUGUAGUGUCCAUACCCCACAUGCUGUCAAGUGAGCAGCUCCCCAACGAGAACCUCAGCGCAGCUCUGGGCCAGAAGAUUGUCUCCCCGAAUCGUUUGCUGGCCGACUCCGGCUCCUUCGCACAGAUCAUCGUGGGCUUCCCAGACCUGAUGUCGCCAAAUGAGGUGUACAGCUUCAAACGACCCGUCGACCUGUCGGCGAUGAAGAGCAGGGAAAGUGGGUCUCACAUGUUCUCCAGAGGUGGCAGUCUGAGCGGCUCGGCCAAACGGAGCAACUGUGUCAGCCUGCUCUCAGCCAACCAGGUGGUCCGAGCCAUUCCCCCCAACAAGGUGCCCCUGACGGAGAUCUACCCCAAAGAUGUCACUCCUCCAAUGACAGCAGCGUACCUGGAAGUGACUGAUCUGAACUCCAAAAAGCUCAAAUACGUUGCCGUCCCAAGGUCAAUGACUGUGUCGCCGUACACCAACUGGGUGUCCAAAGUGUCGGACAGUGACGUGCUCGUGGCGGCUCUCGGGUCUGGAAGCGUUGCCACGGUGGACAUGGGCGGCUACGUCCGGCUCUGGGAGACGGGUUUAGACACGCUGCAGCGGUCACUCAUGGAGUGGAGGAACAUGAUCGGAACAGAGGAUGGCAGACCCAUACAGAUCACGAUCCAGAGGGAGAGCGGACUGGACGUCUCUGCCCCAAAACAUGGCAAGGUGGAUCAGAACAAUGAUCCUCACGUCGGGGGAAACCAGUGGGCGGGAGGAACAGGCGGUAGAGACACUGCAGGGCUGGGAGGCAAAGGGGGCCCCUAUCGCCUGGACGCAGGACACAAGGUCUACCAGGUUUCCCAGGCCGAGAAAGACGCUGUCCCAGAAGAAGUCCGCAGGGCGGCCCGGGAAAUGGGUGAGAAGGCCUUCAAAGACAGGUUGAAGGAGAUUGACAUGAGCGAGUACGACGCUGAGACAUACGAGCGCUUCUCCAGCGCAGUGAGGAGGCAAGUUCAGUCACUGCGCAUCAUCCUGGACAGCUUACAGGCCAAAGGAAAGGAGCGGCAGUGGUUGAAGAACCAGGCUCUGGGAGAGCUGGAUGAUGCUAAGAUCAUUGACGGACUGACUGGAGAGAAGGCGAUUUAUAAGCGCAGGGGCGAACUGGAGCCAGAGCUGGGCAGUCCGCAGCAGAAGCCGAAGCGCCUGCGGGUGCUGGCCGACGUGUCGGGAAGCAUGUACCGCUUCAACGGCGUGGACGGCAGGCUGGAGCGCUCCAUGGAGGCCGUGUGCAUGGUCAUGGAGGCUCUGGAGAGCUAUGAGCACAAGUUCAAGUAUGACAUCAUCGGCCACUCGGGCGACGGCUACGACAUUGACUUGGUCACCACGAACAAAGUUCCCAAAAACGACAAGCAGAGGCUCCGAGUUCUCAAGACCAUGCACGCCCACGCUCAGUUCUGCAUGAGCGGCGACUACACCCUGGAAGCCACGGAGGUCAGCAUCAAGGAGCUGGCACGGGACGAGGCCGACGAGCACUUCGUGGUGGUGCUGAGCGAUGCAAACCUGGAACGCUACGGCAUCCGGCCCGAGCGCUUCGCCCAAGCCCUGACGUCCGACCCGCAGGUCAACGCCUUCGCCAUCUUCAUCGGCUCGCUCGGGGAUCAGGCUGAAAGACUUCAGAAGACCCUUCCAGCAGGGAGAUCCUUUGUUGCCAUGGACACCAAGCAGAUCCCCCGAAUACUGCAGCAGAUCUUCACCUCCACGAUGCUGUCCAGCGCCUGACACGAGCGCACGCCUCACAUCCGUUAAUCCCAGCGCCACACACAGCCAGAACGGUCUCCCAGCGUUUCCUCAGCGCCGUCCCUGGUCAUGUGAGAGGUACAGCUCUGCUUAUUGUUUUCCUGCAGCCUGCCAGGAGGCCGUGGCAGCGCUGCGCUUGCGUGAUAGACUUCAGUAGUGUUGGGUUGAUUUGUAGCACAUUAUGAAUGCCUGCAGCCCGUCUCAGGCUCCACGUGAGGAUCAAACGCAGCGCGACCCGUCGGUGUUUGCUGCGUAUGAGUCAGACAUGGAGCUGACGCACUCACACAAACACACGUCUUCUAAUUUGGGAAACAAACAACUUGACAGGAAGGCUUGUGAACUUGACAUGGACCUGCUUAUUUUGGAUUUCCUCAUUGUUCGUCAUCUGUCACAUAAAAACACUCGCACGCCCGCGGGAAGACACAAAGUUGGCCAGAUCUUGGAUGUGGAGCGACUUUGGAAUCCUGGAACCGUGACCGAGGAAUUUCCCACCUGACUGCACACGCUCUGUAGAGGCCGCGGCCGUAGCCCCGCCCCCUGCCUUGUUGGUCCGAGCCUGUAUUGUUGUGCAGCAUCUAUGUCAACAUGCACAAGCCCUUUCCUUCCUGGCCGCUGGACCUCGUGACGCCCUUUGAGCCCCGAGUCCUGCGAGGAAUCUCAGACCUCCUUUCAUUGCCAGAUCUCCCUCUGGCCUCCCAAACACACACACACACACACACACACACACACACACACACACACACACACCUCAGCUCCUGCUCGGCUGAUUAACAGAGAGCUGAGACUUGUGCCGCUUUAAAAGAGUAAAUGUGCAUACAGACCCGUGUCACGUGCCUCAAACUCAGCGUCAGUUUUCCCCUGACCAUCGCUGUCACCAUUUACGCCUCACAGGACUGAUGGGAUCAUAAUCGGCCUGUAUUGAUCUCUCUCUUUUUUUCUUAUUUCUCAUGCUGCGGAUCAUUUCAAAGCAGCAAAAGUGGGACAUUUUUCGCCUACAUUGUACGGUUACGUGUUCAAUUAUGUUCAAAUUUUGUUUAAGAGGCAUUAAAAUAUAUAUAUAUUCAGAUUUUAAUUAAGCUACUACAGUUAUUUUAAUAGUAAAUGGUUAUUAAUUUAUGGUGAGAUCAAAUGUAAAACUAAUGUAAAAACAUUUUAAUAAACUGGAA